This is a messenger RNA of Bursaphelenchus xylophilus (pine wood nematode), 1382 nucleotides long. The record is from the annotation of a GenBank genome assembly. NCBI's taxonomy places the organism in Eukaryota, Metazoa, Nematoda, Chromadorea, Rhabditida, Aphelenchoididae.
AUGGUGCGCCGCGACGACGCUUCUUUUGAGGUACGCACAGUGCGUAAGCGAAGAAAAAGCGAAAUGCACUGUGCGUCAGGGAAAGAAGUCUACGCGCUUUUUGAAAACAGCCGAUCGUGUCGCUGACAGGGAAAGUACCCCAAGUGCGACGCACAGAUUUUGAUGAAACUUGGCACAAAUUUCAAAUAAUUUUUUCUUAAAUAUAUGCGAGGAUCCUAGCUCGCGCUUUGCAGAAACAACCGAGAUUUUUAGAUCGAAAGUUGUCGAAAAUUUGACACUUUUUGUCGAAUUUCGUCACAUAAAGUUUCAUACCUACUUCUACCGUAAAGUGUAAUGUCUCCACAAAAAAUCAAUUUUGUCGGCACGGAACUAGCAAAGUUAUGAUCAAAAAACGUUUUUCUCUCUGACCGCUCUCCGCCUUUAGCGUACUCUCUCGGCGACAAAGAUCGUUCAAUAUCUCGGCGGCGCUUGCAAAGCGCGAGCAAAACUUUCAAGAAUUGAUAUUUAGUCUAUGACCGACGCGUGUGCAAAAUUUAAAGAAAAUCUGAGCGUCGCACUUGGGGUACUUCUCUUGUGAAGUGAAAAUCAAUUUGAUUUCGCCGCAACACAAUUCAUUUUCUCGGCGAUGCAAUUUUCGCUGCGACAGAGUGCCCAUUACUUUCCCGACAGACUGAUCAUAUCCAUAGAGUUUCUUCCACAAUUUCAACAAAUUUUUUUGAACUCUCUUGUCUCCAAACGUCUUCGUUGCUCGCAUAAAUACGAAUAAUUAAAAGUCCAACGUAACGCACCCUUCAAAAAUGUCUGUCAACUGCCUGCGGCGAUGUAUCAGACAUCUUCACAUUCAAAUAGGGCCCUCAUUGGGCCUCAAAUUUCAAGCGGAGAAGCGGGAAUUUCAACUCCAUUCUUCCGCGUCUAAUUCGGUUUUUAAUAAACUUAAAACGCCCCUAUCUCAUCUCCAUGAUGACCCCCUUCAAAUACAUAAAUUUCCAGGGCGAAUUACAAAUUCCGAAAACAUCAACCGAAAUUAAUUUAAUCGACAAAUUUGGCAUUUUAAUUAUCUUUUUCGGGGCACGGCAAUCGAGGGGUUACGGUAGCGGAAUGAGGAGGGAUUGCGGGCUGAGUGGAAGGGGUUGAAGAACUCAUUUUUUUUGUAGUUAGAGGAUAAGGAAGCCAAAAAAACAGUGACUGUCAAACAGAGAUUGCCACGGCUCCGGAGCCGGCUCUUGGCUCCGGCUCUGAGCGGCUCCGGCUCCGAGCCAGGAGCCAGAGCCGGAGCCGGAAAUUUUGAGGUCGGCUCCAGCUCCGAGCCAGGAGCCAGAGCCAGGCUUCCCAGCGGUCAGAAAAGUAAAAAUUUCGUGAUCUCGUUAAAACAAAGUGCUUGA